UGUUAACAGUGUAACACGGUAAGAUAAAAACGUUCCCUGACUUAGAAUUAUCGAUUGAUUGACUGUGUGGAUCGAUGCCAUUAUUUUUGGCAGCUUAAGUUAGUUAGAAGCUAAUUGAGCUGAAAAUUUGUACGCAUCUCAUUGGGGAUUUACUCCAAUGACAAUCCCAUCAAACUGAUCGAGUCGUUCACUACACUACCAUGAUUUAAGUUAUAUAUAUUUGUCAGUAGGUUUGAAUAAUCGUGUUAGUCUACAGAUUUCCACUUUAUUGACAAAUGGCAUGGAGUGCACUUUUGGCCAGCAGAGGCGUAAAUGUACCAUUUGAGUCAGCUGCCGAAGAAUUGAUAUCUAAAUAAACAUUCAGCAUAGUUUGAUUCACAUUAAAUAAAUCAGUAUUAAUCCAACCAGCGUGUAUUUAACUUUCUAAAAUGUAGUAUCAUCUCAGUCUAACAUUGAAGCUAGGAGAAACAUCGGUAGGCCUGUCUCAUGUUUUCAUUGCUGGUAUAUAUUUAUUUACAAUUAUCAUAUCAAAAGCUUGAAGUUAAGCUGGUCAAAACAGCCAUAGACAUGCUAGCUUUAGGGAAAAAUUGCUCAGGUUGACCGAACAAACCGCUAUAAAUGAGAGAGCUCUCAUCAAAAUACGUUAUUUAUGAUACUACUGAAUAACUCUCGCUUCAUCUGUCUCUAACCGUCUACGAACAAAACCCAAAUAUUUUCCACUUACCAGACUGUAAAUCACACCCUUUUUGGUUUAUUUAUUUUACAUGACUGUACAAUUUAAUAAGUUUUCUUAGUUCUGUGACCUGUUGAUUGAGUUUUACGUACCCUGACUAAUCAGGCAUAUCUACAUGAUCAAAGUGAACAACUAAACAAUUAACUUGUCUCCACCAUUUUGGUUAUCAUCUGUAUUACAGAAAUCAUAUCUAAAUAUCCUGAAAAAGGAAUGGUGAAUGACGUCUGUAAUUAUACUUUUAUGUACAUCGGAGUAACAACUUCGAGUUAGUACAACGUUCUUAUUUUUUGUAAAACUCAGUGAAAACUAGUUCAUAUUUUCGGGCUGUAGUCUUGAAUUGAUUUUAAACGAAUAUAUUUGGUUAAAUUUACCUUGUCAUAAGCUGGUCUCAUGUUGGAAUUCCGUUUUAAAUAGGUUAAACACAGGCCUUCAAUGCUUCGAAGAUUAUUGCCCCAUUUUAGAUCCUUAAAGACGAAUUCUCUUCAAUAUCACAAACUCUCCACAACUACUAAGCUUUUAGACUUAAGUGAAUUUUUUGAUGAUAAGAAAAACUGGGGAGAACCGACUGUAUAUAGCGGAAGACCAUGGCGCAAAGAAGAGCUUCGACUGAAGAGUAAUGUUGAUCUACAUAAACUGUGGUACGUGCUUCUGAAGGAGCGUAACAUGCUGAUGACUAUGGAAGAAGAGCAUUUCCGUUGUUUGGAGCAAAUGCCUAAUCCUGAGCGCUUUGAGAAGGUUGAGGAGAGUAUGGAGAAUCUUUUAAUGGUGGUAGAAGAACGUAACCGUGCAGAAGAUGAAUUAGAAAAAGGUGAAUGGGUUGGUCCAAAGGUUGUGGAGUCAGUAGACCCGUUGGGUCGAGCAGUUCAGACACUGACCAGUGAACAUCUUUCUCCUAAAGUUAUACCAAGUCAUGCACAAUCAGAUGAGUGCAUGUGGAGUGAAAAAACGGUGAACUUGUUGCGGUUGGAGCGCGAGAAACGAAUUAUCAGAAGGCGCGAAGAGCAACGAAGACAGCGUUAUUCCGAUAGACUUAAACACUGGAACAAAAGUGACUAUCUCAACGAAGAUUCGAUUUGA
Messenger RNA from Schistosoma curassoni, 1810 nucleotides. The record is from the annotation of a GenBank genome assembly. NCBI's taxonomy places the organism in Eukaryota, Metazoa, Platyhelminthes, Trematoda, Strigeidida, Schistosomatidae.